AUGAUUCAGCCGGUCUCGCCAGAAUCGGCACAGUAUUGUGGUCUAUUAGCCAAAUAUAGUUCGGUUCUAUUUGGCAAUCUAGUAUGGCUACCUAAUUUCAAUGGUAAACCGUAUUUCAAUUUUGUUGCAACGGUAGACGCAGUAAAAAGUGGUAAUGUACUCAGUGGUUAUUUAAUUGACUACGUCAAAAGUGGUAAAGUAAUCGUUAUCCAAGGCAUUAUUGGUGAACGAUUUUCGAGUGUCGUGAAUCAGGCAUUUCUUGCAAAAAUAAAUAACACCGGUCUAACUGUCGCUGUUAAUAGUCAUGGUUUUUAUGACCAAAAUAUAACGAUACCGGUCAUUACACAAGCAUUAAGUGCAAAUCCAAAUGCGAAAGCCAUUGUUACAUUUUCCGGUGAAAUGGGCAAUGGUGUUGCCAUUUAUCUAAAACAAAACGGAAUUAAAAACAUCGUUUAUAUAUCAGUUGAUUGCAAUGUAGAACUUGCUGAAUACAUACGUGAUAUGUUAAGCAUAUAUAUUAAAUAUAUAUGUUAG
This is a messenger RNA of Didymodactylos carnosus, 534 nucleotides long. NCBI's taxonomy places the organism in Eukaryota, Metazoa, Rotifera, Eurotatoria, Philodinida, Philodinidae. The record is from the annotation of a GenBank genome assembly.